AUGUCUCUGCGGACUUUGUUGUCGCGGCCUGUGACUGCUGCCCCCCAUCGGAGACACAGCAGCAUUAUCGACGAUGCUUCUCAAGAAGGAGGUCUGGUCGAGGGACGUAUCCGUGCCGAUUCGAUGCAAAGACUGAGCCUGGGAUUUACACGGUCUCACGAAGAGACACUCAAUCCUUUCAUGGCAUACGAGCCGGAUCCCACGUUAUCGCGGAAAGAACCUGAACAACACAAUGGCCUGUCCGCUGCGCCCUCUGCCCUCCCUAAAAGCGUAAGCACUCCGACCACCAUGACAUCGACGCUCAAAGACCAGUCUGAGCAAGAGCAAGGGGUGAAAAUUGAUCUGGAGGAUCUUCCUUUGCCCAAGCCUCAACGAUUGUCGGUCCUCGGUUUCAGACAUGCUUCGGACCCCCAAUUAUUUACGAGGUUCAGAAAGGAUGAGCACGGCGUUACACCAUCGAAUGAACCGGCUCCGCCGAAAAUCAUAACCACGGCGCCAACCACGCAAGAAUUCGAUGAACCUGCAAAACGGCCUAAAAGAAAACUGUUUCUCCGAGCCCCGAGUUCCUUUCGAAAGGGUAUGGCUUCAAAACAUGACGUUCAGGAAUCCCUUCGUGAGGAUGAUCAUGAAGAUGGAGACAAAGUCCAAUCGACAUCUUCGAAAGCUGGGAUGCUGCGGGAGAACACCUCCUUCGAACGGUUACCUCGGCGAAAAACUGACGUCAACCCUAUGGCUCCUCCUCCCUACGGCGAUGAAACCUCCUCAUCGCUGGCGAUACCGGUGACACGAUUGUCUGACUCGUCCCGAUCCGAUGACAGUUCUGGCAGCCACCAUGUUUACGCCAAAACCACAACUACCCACACCAUCUCCACCACGACUACCUUUUUCAAACUGAAGAGACGGAAAAAGAACAAGGGGCACUUGUUCCCUCUGCCAGAAAGAUUCACAGCCUCUGACUCGGGCCGAACAAGCGCCUCUUAUGGCCGAGAGGAUUCAACGAGCGAAAGGAAAUCCUUGUCGCCGAGCAGGAAGUCGACUACUGCUGUGAGAUUCGAGGCACAGUCCAGUAGACAGGAUUCUGCCCACCAGUCGCCCACCCAUUCAGCUGUUGCCUUCACAAAUGCACCGUUUGGGUCACCAGGACCGGCCAUUAUACGACAAGAUUCCGCAGCUUGGUCCACGCAUUCCGGUCAUUCCACUCCUUCAGUCACGUUGGGUCCACCGCGGACGAAUGGAAGAGGUAGGUCCUCUACCAUGACUUCACUCGGCCGAUCAGCAGACAAAUUCCUUGACACUGUUCCUCAGCCUGGAUCGGCGCGGACGUCCACUUCUACGACUGGUAGAAGGAGCUUUGGGGAUCUCUUGAAUCUUCCGCAUCGACUACGGCAGAACUCAGCUCCCCCUGUCCGAAAUAGUGCAGGUAACAGCCCAGGGACGCCAGGUUCGAAGUCCAAUUCGCUGCAUAUACCGCGAGAGGAACACGAGCGUGUCUAUCCCAAACGUGAGGAUGGCGACACACCGGCAAGCUAUCUUGAAAAGCUGGAAGCUGCCGUUCCUAGAGGAGCAAUGGCAACAGCCCUCUGCAAAGCCGCAGACGAGUUUUCAAGGACUUGUCUGCGAAAGUACAUGCGUGGGUUCUCGUAUUUUGGCGAGUCAAUUGACAUGGCUAUAAGAAAGAUGUUGAUGGAGGUGGAACUCCCAAAGGAAACCCAGCAGAUCGAUCGGCUUCUGGCGGGCUUUGCCGACAGGUACUAUGAAUGCAAUCCUGGUAUUUUCGUCUCGACUGAUGAAGCUGCCUUUAUCGCUUUCUCAAUCCUUCUUCUUCAUUCUGACACCCACAACAAGAACAAUAAGCGGAAGAUGCAAAAGCAGGAUUAUGUAAAGAAUACCCAGCAGGGCCCUGUGCAAAUCUCCAGCGAUAUCCUGGAUUGCUUCUACGACAAUAUUUGCUAUACCCCCUUCAUCCAUUUUGAGGACGAAGUUGCCAUCAAUACCCAUCGCCUGGCUACGGCUCCAAAGUUCAAGAAGACCUUGAUCAAGACGAAAAGUACUGAGAGUCUCCGAGGCCCUGUGGAUCCGUACACUCUCAUUCUGGACAACAAGUUGGACUCACUACGACCGCCGCUCAAGGACGUGAUGGACACCGAGGACUGUUACAGCUCCACUGGCACGGCCGGGGGUCCAGAGCACGUCGACGUCCACAAAGCAUUCGUCAAUUCAGCUGUUUUGCAGAUUGUUUCUGCACGAUCACGGCCUGAUGCUUUCCUCUCUCAAGCUACUAUCACCAAUCCUGUUGAUGCUCAGGUCGGGUUGGUCAGUUUCAAGGUUGCCAAGGUUGGACUCUUAUGGCGUAAAGAUGUCAAGAAGAAAAAGGCCAAGCGACCGUGGCAGGAAUGGGGUGCGAUAUUGACCGACUCGAAGCUUUACUUCUUCAAAGACGUUGGCUGGGUCAAGAAGUUGAUGGGACAAUACGAUGCACAUGCGAAGACUGGGUCCAAGUCUGGCCCCCUAAUUUUCAAACCACCUCUAUCUUCCUUCGAGCCUGACGCGCUCAUGUCCAUGGAUGAUGCUGUUGCGUUGAUAGAUUCCAGUUACAAGAGACACAAGAACGCUUUCACCUUUAUCAAGCACGGCGGCUUCGAAGAGGUGUUCCUCGCCAACAGCGAGGUGGAGAUGCAUGAUUGGGUGGGCAAGUUGAAUUACGCCGCCACGUUUCGCACAGCUGGUGUGAGGAUGCGUGGGCCUGUGAGCACCAAUUACGAGGGUCGGCAUCUUCUUCGGAAUGACUCGGACUUCUCAUCUAAGAGCGGUGAAACCCGUCAUAAGGAUAAGAAGCAAGAUGUCCAAGCAGCUGCGUGGGAAAUCAUGUUCUAUCGGCGACAGCUUAUCAACGAGAAGAUAAGUGACUUUGACGAGAGGCUGGCCGCUGCCCAGAAGGAACUCGACAACCUCUUACGAAAUGCCCGGCAUUUGUUGAUCCUGCUCCCCAUUCAGCAAAAGACGCGCGAACAGCUUGUUCUCGCUGCCGGUCGCAUGUCUGCAAAGUUGAAGUGGACCCGCGUCGAGGUAUGGCGGACAAAGACACAUCGAGACACCCUGUGGAAAGACCUGGAGCACGAGGGAGUAACAGCAUUUCCGGCUCCAAGGACGCCAUCGUCAUUGACACCCCAAAGGGCGACACCAGCAAAGACCGGUCUGUCCAACCUUGGACGAAGUGCCACCGAGACAAGCCAUCCAACGCUGUCUCCCAUCAGUGCGACAUCCUCUCGGCCGUCGAAUCUGGCCGACCGCGUUAAGAAUUCGGAAAAUGGAAGCAUUCAUACGGCACCGAGCACGAUCGACCUUACAACUGAGGCAAACCUUAAUCCUUCUUCCACCGAUCUUGGAUUGACAAAGUCGGAAAGCACCCAUGACUCGAAAUCCCUAAUUCACCAAAUCUCCAUUACCAGUUCUCAUAGCCGUGACAAAGAGCAGUCGGCAAAGCGUACAGAAGACACGGAAGAGCAGGUACUUAGGGAUGCAGGAUUGGUUGGAGUUGAAGGAGCGGUGCUCCAAAACAAACGACCAGACACGAGCGAGUCUGAGCGUGAUCGAGUGGGCACCAUUACCGCGCCGGCAGAAGGAGCUAAGAACUCUGGCGUGCGUCGCAGUCUCCAUCGAAGUUUGCGUGAAGCAGGCCACCUUAGAGAAGGGAUACACCACCAUUCUCCAAGCAUACAUCGUCAUAAGAAGGGCAGGGAUUCCGGUUCCAGCAUUGCGCCUACUGACGAUGGCACUCUGUCGCUGGGCAGCGAACCUGGAGAGUUGAAGCGCGGUGCUGGCAGUUUCAUUUUGCACGGAAAGAAAGCUAGUGUCAUCACCAUGUCUUCGGAAUGGCAGAGCAUGUCGCGUGAAGACCGAAUGAAAUUGAGGACAGCUGGUCAAGAAACUGAGGGUGCAAAGGACAGUUAUUUGGCUCCCGACAACGACGGCGAUGAUGCCAUCGAAACCGCUAGCAGUCUCAUGAGAGCCUUGGAUGAUCGCUAUGGAUCUCCAAUCUCGAGUCGGAGACCUAGUAUUGCCACCUCUACUGAACAGUUCGUCGAUGCCGAGACAGGAGAAACAGGACACCAAGAUCAGAGAGGGGCACGUGGUGAGGAAUGA
This is a messenger RNA of Exophiala spinifera, 4143 nucleotides long. RefSeq lists its product as uncharacterized. Gene Ontology annotation, biological process: regulation of ARF protein signal transduction. The coding region runs from base 1 to 4143 and encodes 1380 amino acids. Gene Ontology annotation, molecular function: guanyl-nucleotide exchange factor activity. The record is from RefSeq and is a predicted model, not a curated record. The transcript has 2 exons. Lineage: Eukaryota; Fungi; Ascomycota; Eurotiomycetes; Chaetothyriales; Herpotrichiellaceae.